Messenger RNA from Gopherus evgoodei (Goodes thornscrub tortoise), 4870 nucleotides. RefSeq names its product biotinidase (gene BTD). The record is from RefSeq and is a predicted model, not a curated record. The transcript has 5 exons. Bases 392 to 2026 code for a protein of 544 amino acids. Lineage: Eukaryota; Metazoa; Chordata; Testudines; Testudinidae. Gene Ontology annotation, molecular function: hydrolase activity, acting on carbon-nitrogen (but not peptide) bonds, in linear amides.
CACCUGUUGUUGCUGCACGCGGAGCGGCGGGCGAGGGCGAGUAAAGGACCAAAGGUCGUAGGCGCGUGCGUGAGAACGUGGGCAGCUCGAGCUCUACGGAAGCCUGCCAGUGAGAGGGUCGCGUGCAGCGCAACAGCCGACGGCGUGAGGGGAGCAGGGGCGGGCUCGAGCUGAGGGGCCGCUCCUGAGGCGGACAGGGGGGCUGGGCUGGGCUGGCGCGAGUGCCGGGGACAGACCAGUUCUGAGCGCCCCGCCCCACGCUGCGGAGCCGGGAUUCCCGUGCGGACGGGGCCAGUCACUGGUCGCAGCCGUGAGCAGGAGCCGCGCUGAGAAAUAGCCUGAGGUGAACAACCCCGCGCCAGAUGGAUUGAAGGCAUCAAGAUGUGAAAGGAUGACUUCAGUUGAGUUAUGUGAUUCUGACCCCGUCACACCUUGUCCUCCCCCAGACAGGAGAUAUGAUUUAUUGACAAAGGUCAUGUUGGAAGCCUGCUGUAUGGUUUUUCUUCUCCUUUUCUGCUAUCAAGUUGCCUCAGCAGAAAUUCACAGAGAAGGACAUUAUGUUGCUGCUGUGUAUGAACAUCGACCCAUACUGAGUCCUAACCCAGCAACCCUGACUGAUCGACGCUCUGCAUUAGAGUUGAUGAGCAGAAACCUAUAUAUAUAUGAAGAGCAAGUAAUAGCUGCGGCCAAACAGGGGGCACAGAUCAUUGUAUUUCCUGAAGAUGGAAUCCAUGGCUUCAACUUCACUAGAGAGACCAUUUACCCCUAUUUAGAGUUUGUUCCAUGUCCCCAGUCUGUGAAGUGGAAUCCAUGCAGAGAGCCACAUUUGUUCAGCGAUACAGAGGUUCUUCAGCGACUGAGCUGCAUGGCACUGAGGAGCAAAAUGUUCCUAGUGGCAAACAUGGGAGCUAAGCAGCCCUGUGAGUACAAUGAUCCUCUCUGCCCACCUGAUGGGAGAUACCACUUUAAUACUGAUGUGGUAUUCAACGCCAAUGGAACUCUGGUGGCCAGAUACCGCAAACAAAACCUGUAUUUUGAAUAUGCUUUCAAUACGCCUCCAGAGGUUGAUCAUGCGCUUUUUGAUACACCUUUUGCUGGCAAGUUUGGCAUGUUCACUUGCUUUGAUAUACUCUUCUAUGAGCCUGCAGUAAGCCUUAUCAAGAAAUACAAUGUGAAGCAGGUUGUGUAUCCAACUGCAUGGAUGAACCAGCUCCCACUCCUGUCUGCUGUAGAAUUUCAACAAGCUUUUGCAACUGCUUUUAAUAUCAAUGUUUUGGCAGCUAAUAUCCACCACCCUACAUUGGGUAUGACAGGUAGUGGCAUAUACACACCAUUAAAGUCUUUCAUCUACCAUGACAUGGAAAGUCGUGAUGGCAAACUUAUCGUAGCAGAGAUCUCCGUGAUGCCACCAGAGUAUGAACCCCAUCUGGAGAGCAAUGCAGGACCCGGGAAGGGCAUUGAAUACCCCCACAACAAUUUUGCAAGCCUUCCCAUAGAUGAUCAGGUUUGCAAUAAGGAACAAAAGGCCCACUGCUGGGUAGCAGAAAAGGAAGACAAAGAAGUCCCUCUGAUAUUUUACAGGGAGAUGAUGUAUGACAAUUUCACUCUGGUUCCUCUUUGGGGAACGAAAGGGGAGCUCCAGGUUUGUGCCAACACCCUCUGUUGUUAUUUAAGUUACCAGAGACCUACUAUAUCUGAUGAAUUGUAUGCUUUGGGUGUCUUUGAUGGGCUUCAUACAGUCCAUGGCACAUACUAUGUUCAGGUUUGUGCCUUAGUGAAGUGUGGUGGCCUCAGCUAUAGCACCUGUGGGCAGGAGGUCACAGAUGCCACUGCUUUGAUAGAUUUUCAGCUGGGGGGAAAUUUUAGUACUUCCUAUAUCUUUCCUCUACUGCUUAUGUCUGGUAUGAAGCUAGACUUCACUGAUCACUUGGGUUGGAAAAACAACUACUACUUCAUGAGCAAAAGUGGACCAUCCUCUGGUUUAGUGACAGCUGCUUUGUAUGGACGAUGGUAUGAGAGGGACUAAUGCAGAUUUGACCAGAAAUCAAGUGCCAAAAUUUUCAAGCUAGGCUCCUAAAAUAAAUGGCCUUUUCAGAGGUGCUGAACACCCGCACCGUUUAGGACUUCAAUUAUGUAUGCUUAGAACAUGACUAUUAUUAGUCCUCCAAGUUUGAACAUAUUGACCAAAGUGCCCAAGACUGUAAUGAACUCCCCCAGGAACUAAGAACCAUCAAAAAUCUCACCACCUUCUGCUCCAAGUGGAAGUCCCAUUUCUUUCACCUUGCCUUCUCUAACAAACAUAGCAGUUUGUGGGCAUGUAUGUGUAUUUUAUAUUACUUAUAAAUUCCAAAAUAAAACAGUCCAUCUACAUACAUACACAAAUCCCUGUGGGAGAGGACGUGACAGAUGUUAGUCAGGAUGCUUCAUAUACUACAGUGAUGAGCACAGCAUAGGAACUUAUAUAGAAGAGAACCAAAUCUAGAACAUUCCUUAGUAUAAUGGGAAAUAAACUCUGAUAUGCUAUACAAUGCGCCAUGCUAAAAGAAGUCUUCUUGUAUUUUCUCAAAUAUGUAGGGCUAUACUGACAUCAAUUUGGAAACAUUUGCCAAUUUUUCCAAACUUCUCUGGGAAUGUUCAUUACUUUAAAAAAAAAGAUUAAAUUUAGGAAUUAAACUAAACAUUAUUUCUGAAUAUCUCAAUCAGUUUUCAUCACCUUUAAGAGUGAGAAAAGCUACAUUUUGUGUGUCAAGCAACUACGAAUCCUGAGCAGUUUUAAAAUGUAAUAAAAUCAAAUUGAGGGAGGUAUCCCUGCUCAGCCCUGCCAAAUUUCCCAAGGUAACUGCACCUCUGACCCCUGCAUAGCCUCCUUGAGAGCACACCACUAUUAGGUUUCACGCCUCUAGCCAUCAUGUUUCUCAGAGCGGAACCCAGCAAUGCUCUUCCUCCUGACCAGGGACUCAGGCUGCAGCCUCUUGUAAUUCACUGUGAUUAGCUCAGUAAGUCUGACUAAUUCAGCACCUGCAGUCCUGUUCUCAUAGGGGCAAUGACAGGGUUAACCAGUGACCAGCCAACUUUCAUAAAACAGGCUUGUUUAUUCAAAACACAAGCACUAAGGAGAAAAAAACAAUAAGCAACUUAUAUGCAGGUGCAGCAAAUGAGGCAGUCCAUGAGGGUCUCCAUGUGGAAGAUGGAUAGGACUGAAGUAUUCCAGGCCCUUUCUACAAGGCCUGUCUCUCUUGGUCAGUUUCAUGUCAAUUCUUGGCUUGAAUGCCAGUUACUUAUCUCCUUAGGUCAGGGUGUUUAAUUUAUACUUUCUGAGAAGUCCUUUAUGUCCUUCAGCUUCUUGAAUCAGGCCAAGCCAGAGCAAGUGAUCUCCCCAGGGGAUGAAACUGCCAGAGACUUGUUACCUGCAUUAGGGACGUGCAUUAAUUACCCCUCAAUGGUUUUAGUCCCUGUCAGAAGAAUCAUUUAGCUCUCCCGCUGAGCCAGAAAUUCAAUAAUUAGCCAGACCAUAAAGAUACACUUAAAAUCAGUACAAAUCUUUGAAUAGUCUCAGUGUUCAUAGCUUGUCAAAUGCCCACAACAGGGACACUUGUUAAAACCAUCAUGAAGAUGUUGCCAUUCAGAGACUGAUGUUUCAGAUCCCUAGCAUAUCUUGUGUGUGUUUGUUUAAACUGUUCAUAGAUCUAAAACCUAACUUCACUCUCAGACUUCACUCUGUCAUGUUUGUUCAGGAAUAAAUAAGAGCUUUGCCUGUCUCCAGCACCUGACCAGUAAGGGAAAUUCACUUAGUUGUCCUUAUUGGCUUGAAUCUUGAGAUAAUUAGGAAAUCUUGUUUAAUUCAAUUCAUUCUCAAUUGCCUAGAGAAUAAAACUCCACACACUUCACCAUUUGAGAGCCAACUUGUGAAUUUUUUUUUAUUUCUCUUGCCUAAAUCUGCACAGCAGCUCAUUUGGUACUUCCAUGCAAGCUUUAAUGGAGAAAAAUGGUGAGAAUGUAAGAUGGCGACUCUUUUUUAAAAGACUAUUUAAUGACACUGCAUUGCUACUAAUAUAGCCGGAAGCACCUAUGAGACUGCAUAUUGUUAAGACUACAGUCUUUAUAAUGACAUACCCAAGUGCUUCAAGGAUUUCUCUCUCAGCCAGGGUUUGAAAUUGCUAAGCCUAGACUGUCAGCAGCUCCCUUCUGCAUCACAUAAAAUGAACCAGAAUACACAAAGCUUGAACUACUUCGGUUUAGUCGCUGUCAGACCCAGAAUGCUAGGAGAUUGUUUUGAGAGUCUGCACUCUCGUCUCAAAGUAGUUAAUUCAUAUCUUCAUGAAGGUACAGUCUUUAUCUUCUCUCUCACGUCACAGUAAUAUUUUAAAGGUCAGUUCUGAAGCCAAAAAAUACCUCAGUGGAAGGAUUUUUGUCCUUUACUGCUCCUGUUACAUACAGAAAGGGAGCCUCAAAUUUGCUUUCUAAAUCAUCAGCAGCAACAUCCGGCCGUUACAUAAACUGCAGAGGGACGGGAUGCUCUUUCCUAGACUGAAAUUUUAGACUAGGAUUUUCAUCAUCCUCUCCCCCUCAGGCAUAGAGAGAGCCGUAGUUCAGAUGACCAGCAUGGGUGUUGUUACUAUUCAGUUCCCCCAGCCGAAGGAGAGAACCUGAUACUACCCCAAGCAAUGGAAAAAAACAUUUGGUCCCAUAGUAGAGAGUUCAAGAUUAGGAAAGCCCAGCUCAUCAUCAUAUUAUUAUUUACAGAGUUAAAUUUAGAAUAAUUAUUUCAAAUAAAUAUACAGUAUCUUGUAUUUAAAUGUUUGAAAGUUGGUUACUCUUACAGUUAAAAGAUCUGCUGUCAAUUUCUUUAAUAAAUUGGCUUUACAUUUUU